AUCCCCCCACACCCCCUGCUCCUUGCUCCUUUCCCUCGAUUCCCAUUCAUAAAAGACCGCUCAUCCCACCGGCUACUGUCCUCUUCUCCUUUCUCUUCCUCGUGGUCCCUAAUCCAGAUCCAGUCUGUCUAUCCUUGACGCGCCUUGUCUACCGAGUUAACCUCCCUGACAUCCCGACAACAUCGGCUGCGACAGGCCGCAAACACCAAUGUCCAAGGAGGACGCCGAACUCGGCGUGGCCUCGGCCACGCCUCCUCUCGAGGGCGAUGAGAAGGCCAUCCAGGAUCGCCCUCAGCCCGGCGACGGCAACAUUCCGCACGACUUCCGUGAGCUGGACUUCUGGACCCGUAACGGUCUGAACUUGCGGUCCUUCACCAAGCGUGACUGGGGCACUGGCGAUAUCGAACUUGAUCGUUCCAUGAAGACGCGCCACUUGCACAUGAUCGCCAUCGGUGGCUCCAUCGGUGCUGGUUUCUUCGUCGGCUCCGGCUCCGCCCUCACUCGUGGCGGUCCCGGCUCUAUCCUCAUCUGUUUCUCCAUCGCUGGUGUGAUGAUCUUCAACGUCGUUCAUGCCCUUGGUGAACUCGCUGUUAUGUAUCCCGUCUCUGGUGGCUUCUACACGUACUCGGUCCGCUUCAUCGAUCCUUCCUGGGGCUUCGCAAUGGGUUGGAACUAUGUUUUCCAAUGGCUCAUCGUUCUACCGCUUGAAUUGACUGUCUGCUCUUUCACCGUCGAGUAUUGGCGCAGAGAUGUCAGUCCGGCCGUAUGGAUUACGUUCUUCUGGGUCGUCAUCAUUGUUGUCAAUAUCUUCGGUACACUGGGCUAUGCUGAGGAGGAGUUCAUGAGCUCUGUCUUCAAGCUCGCAGCCAUUGUCAUCUUCAUGAUUGUCGCCAUUGUUCUUAUCUGCGGUGGUGGUCCCGCCGGCGGUAAGUACGACGAAUACUGGGGAAGUCGGCUGUGGCAUACCCCUGGCGCGUUCCAGAACGGCUUCCGUGGCUUCUGCUCCGUCUUCGUCACGGCAGCUUUCUCGUACGCCGGUUCCGAGCUUGUCGGUCUUGCCGCUGCCGAGUCGGCAAACCCCGCGCGUGCCCUGCCCGGUGCUAUCAAGCAGGUCUUCUGGCGUAUCACCCUCUUCUACCUCAUCGGUCUCAGUCUCGUCGGCCUGCUUGUCAGCUCUCGGGACCCUCGUCUGCUGAAUGCCCGGAACCCGUACGCUGAGGGUACUUCGCCCUUCGUCCUGGCUGCUCUGGAUGCCGGCCUGUACGGCUAUGACUCGUUCAUGAACGUUGUCAUUUGCAUCUCUGUCGUCUCCAUCGGCGUCUCGUGCGUCUACGGCGGCUCUCGCACCCUUUCCGCCCUCGCCAAACAGGGCUACGCCCCCCAGAUCUUCACCUAUGUUGACAAGUCGGGUCGCCCUCUCGCCUCCGUUGUCUUCCUGCUUAUCUGGGGUGCUCUGGCCUAUGUGGUGCUGGCGGCUCAUGGCAGCGUCGUCUUUGAUUGGCUCCUGGCCUUGUCCGGCCUUGCUGCCCUCUUCACCUGGGGUUCCAUCUGCUUGGCCCAUGUUCGUUUCCGCAAUGCCUGGAACAGCCAGGGCCGUUCCAUGGACCGCAUCCCCUUCAAGGCUGCCGGUGGUAUCUACGGCUCUUAUGUUGGCCUUCUGCUCUGCGGCGUCAUUCUGGCUGCCCAGGUUUACGUGGCCAUCGACCCCGGCCCAACCCCUGAGGGCGAAACCCCCCCGACUCCUGGCGACAGAGCCGAGAACUUCUUCCUCAAUGUUCUUGCGCUGCCCGUCGUUCUCUUCUUCUGGCUGUGCGGUUACUUGUGGAAGCGUACUGGCUGGCUCCGCCUUGACCAAAUCGACCUCGACACUGGUCUCAGGGAGCACAACUGGGACGAGAUCAACGAGUACCGGGCCGUCGUCGCCUCUUGGCCCAAAUGGCGCCGGGCUCUCCACUACGUCUUUUAGGGGGAAAAUAGCUCCUGCAUCGGGGUCUGUUUUGCUCUUCCUUAAUACGUGAGGAAUUAAUUUCGCAAGGUCGUGUAUGGGCACAUGUCGUUGCCACCGUCUGCUGGCACGCUCGUCAGUCCACCUCACGGCCUGUGAGCUGAUCAUCACAUCUUGGGAGACUCGUUGGAUUCUUUCCUGUUUUUGAUUCCAUCUACAUGCCACAUGUCUGUUUGUGUCAAGUAGUAGAUACCACUUAUAUAGUUAUUCGCACAUACGAAGUAGUAUUUAUACAC
This is a messenger RNA of Sodiomyces alkalinus F11, 2241 nucleotides long. RefSeq names its product amino-acid permease inda1. Gene Ontology annotation, cellular component: membrane. Lineage: Eukaryota; Fungi; Ascomycota; Sordariomycetes; Glomerellales; Plectosphaerellaceae. Gene Ontology annotation, biological process: amino acid transmembrane transport. The record is from RefSeq and is a predicted model, not a curated record. Gene Ontology annotation, molecular function: amino acid transmembrane transporter activity. The transcript is spliced from 4 exons. Bases 209 to 1966 code for a protein of 585 amino acids.